AUGAAGAAAUCCUGGGUGCAAACAACAGAAAAUACUCCCCUUAACAUUUCAUUACCCACCGUGAAAAAUGAAGAGAUUCCCGUGGAGAAGAAUCUCAAUUCGACAGACUCAACAUCACCCAGGCGGAUGACGAACUCACUAAAGUUCUCUGAUAUCACAAAAGUUGAUGAUAAGAUCAGCAAAGUGGAGAGUAAUGUGGCUGGGUUUCAGAACCACCGAUAUAAAAGCACAUACAUCGGCAAUAUCACCAAAUCAGAAGUGAUUAAAGUGAAUUCCAAACUGGCAAAAUCAAAGUCCAAGAAGCGCAAUCACACAUACGAGCCUGUCGAAGGAGAGCUGCCUCGCUACAGCUUGGGUCCAGGCGUGAAGCUGAGCAUCGACAUGCCACGAGAGAUUGUCAACGUGAAUCUUGAUGAGGACUACUUGAGGGACAUUUUUGCAGCGAGCUCCAUAACAGCCGGAAAUCCUUUGUUCGCAGGUCGUGGAAAGCGUCUGCAGCUGAUUGCCAAAAUCAUCCCUCUCUUCAUAUUGCCCUUCCUGGUCCAGUCGGCCAUUCUGCCCUUCAUGGUGUCGACCCUGAAACUCCUUCUCAUAAAAUCCAUCGUCGUGGGAAAGAUUGCCAUCCUUCUGCUCAUCCUCUCCGCCUUCAAGAACUACCACAGACAUCACGCAGCCUACGAAGUGCCCUACUACAAUAUUGUGGAGCCGCCAAGUCGGAGAUCCGAGCUGCCGUUCUAUGGAUACAAAGUUGAUGGACAGACAGGGUGGGUCAAUUGA
This is a messenger RNA of Phlebotomus argentipes, 777 nucleotides long. RefSeq lists its product as uncharacterized. The transcript has 2 exons. The record is from RefSeq and is a predicted model, not a curated record. The coding region runs from base 1 to 777 and encodes 258 amino acids. NCBI's taxonomy places the organism in Eukaryota, Metazoa, Arthropoda, Insecta, Diptera, Psychodidae.